Molecule: messenger RNA, 1647 nt
Organism: Mollisia scopiformis
Lineage: Eukaryota; Fungi; Ascomycota; Leotiomycetes; Helotiales; Mollisiaceae
Product: MFS general substrate transporter
Exons: 6
Coding region: 1-1647 (548 amino acids)
Biological process (GO): transmembrane transport
Molecular function (GO): transmembrane transporter activity
Source: RefSeq, a predicted model, not a curated record
AUGUCUUCAGAUCCCCAAGCGGCAGCAUCGGACUCUAUUGCACAUCAGCAGGAGCCCUUGAUUGUUAACGGCGACGUUGAAGCUCAAGCAAGAACGAAGGAUAAGGUCUCAUACAGGGCUCUACCCAAUAAGAAGCAGCUUGCUAUCCUUUGUAUUGCCCGAUUGGCAGAUCCUCUAGCCGCAUCGUCUAUCCAGACGUACAUGUUCUAUCAGCUCCGGUAUUUCAACCCGUCUGCCUCUGAAUCUUUGAUCUCUACUCAAGCAGGUAUUCUUGUGGGAUCAAAGACUGCUGCGCAGGUAUGUACAGGGAUGCUCUGGGGUCGACUUGCGGACUCUGAAUGGGGUGGAAGAAAGAGCGUUUUGAUGAUUGGACUAUUGAGUUCUGGUAUUGCAUGCAUUGGCUAUGGAUUCUCGAAAACGUUCGUCUCUGCGGUGAUAUGGCAGGUCUUCGGGGGAGCUAUGAGUAGCAAUGUGGGGAUCGUCAGAUGUGUGGUAGCGGAGCUGAAUCCCGAGAAACGAUUUCGCACACGAGCCCUCCUUCUCCUGCCGCUAUUCGCAAACGCUGGCAUGCUCCUUGGCCCUCUGAUUGGAGGCCUCCUGAGUUCACAACAUGGCGGAGGAACGUUCGAGGCUCAUCCUUAUGCACCUCCCAAUAUCUUCGCCGCAGCUGUGUAUGCUAUUGCAGCGAUAGGGGUGCUCUUCGGCCUGCACGAGACUUUGGAAAGCCUCAAGCACACUGAGGGAAGUCUAGCUCAGCGGGUCUGGAACAAAAUCACAAGUCGGGAGAAGCCAAUGCACGAUUACCAAGCGAUCGACUCUGAUGAACCAGACUCUCCUAUCAAGAUGUCCCAGCUACCUGAGCACAUCGAAUUCCAAACGCCGCCCAAGAAACCAGCGAAGCUGGCAUUCAAACGAAUUUGGACAUGGAACGUCGUCUGCACAAUGAUUGCACACUUCAUUAUUGCUGGACAUAUUGCGACCUUUACGAAUCUCUGGGCAAUCUUCCUCAGUACACCAGUGGAAGCAUCAGAGCACCAGCACCCGCCUUUCCUCUUCAGUGGUGGUCUGGGAAUGCAACCACGUGAUGUGGGAUUCGCCAUGAGCACACUUGGAGCAGUCGGGGUCGUGUUACAACUUGUUAUCUAUCCAAAACUGAAUGAUCGAUUUGGAACUGUCAAUAUCUGGAGAUCAGCGUUGUAUGUGUUCCCAAUGGCGUACGCUCUUGCUCCAUUCCCAGCAUUGGUGGGAUCAGCAAAUCUUGUGAGCGGGAAGACAGUUCUCGUUUGGCUCUCAGUUGGCUUCGUCCUCCUUCUUUUCAUCAUCGGACGCACAGGAGUAACUCCGGCCACAACGUUGCUCAUCAACGAUUGCACGCCUCAUCCUUCCGUUAGAGGCACAAUCCAUACAGCUGGAACGGUAAUCGGGAAUUUGAGCAGAUCAGUCUUCCCGGUAGUAGCAUUUGCCAUAUUUGGAAAGGGUCUUGAUAUCGGUGUUGUAGGACUUGGGUUCUGGUGCCUUGCUUGUCUGGGUGUCUUGGCCUGUGUCGCUAGUAGGUGGGUGACUGAAGGAACGAACGGCAAAGAAAUCGUCCUUGAGGGAGAAGAGCCAGCAAAUCCGCCGCAGUCAACGAAGGCUUCCAGGAAGUGA